GCACCACACCAUGGCAAUAGCUGUUGCUGUGGAUAUUCUGGGAUGUACGGGUAGCAUGGAGGAGCGAGCUUCCACUUUAAAUCGCCUCAUUCUGGUUGCUAUAGAGCUGAAGGACACGGUUGGUGACCUGUUUGCUUUCACAGCCCUGAUGAAAGCUCUGGACCUGCCUCAGAUCAGUCGUUUGGAGGAAACAUGGACGACUCUACGAAGGAAUUUCACACAGACCGCUAUCAGCUACGAGAAAACACUCAAGCCUUUCUACAAGAAUCUGUACGAAGGCACCG
Messenger RNA from Neolamprologus brichardi, 284 nucleotides. NCBI's taxonomy places the organism in Eukaryota, Metazoa, Chordata, Actinopteri, Cichliformes, Cichlidae. The record is from RefSeq and is a predicted model, not a curated record.